This is a messenger RNA of Schistocerca americana (American grasshopper), 2215 nucleotides long. RefSeq lists its product as uncharacterized. The record is from RefSeq and is a predicted model, not a curated record. Bases 278 to 1543 code for a protein of 421 amino acids. NCBI's taxonomy places the organism in Eukaryota, Metazoa, Arthropoda, Insecta, Orthoptera, Acrididae. The transcript is spliced from 7 exons.
AGAAGGCGCUGCAGUGUGGCGUACGAGCAUUGACGACUUGCCUGAGGAGAUACUGAUAAAGAUCUUCUCUCACUUGUCUUUCACUGAGCUAGUGGACGUGGUACGGAAAGUGUGCCGUCGUUGGAGAAAGCUGUCGCGAGAUUUGAGGUUGUGGGCUGACAAGGAAUACCAUGUCGGGGUCUCGAGGCACUGCAACUCGGAGAACUGUAAGAGCGGCAGGACCGAGCGGGAGGCGAUACGUAUCUUCCGCAGUGCCCGAAACCUGUGUAAAGUACACAUGUGGUGCGCCGUCAGCCCCCACGUCAUCGACGUGCUCUGCGACAAAUGCCGGAGACUCACAGAUCUCCGCCUGCACGCUGCCCAGAAGCUCGGCUAUUCGACGGUGAAGAACUUGGUCGAGCAGUGCUCCGGGAUACAUGUGCUGACGGCACCCGACGAGCUGCUGAAGACCGAGAAAUUUUCAGAGGCGGUGUCACAUCUGCAGCACCUCCAUGUGCUGUGUCUGCAAGAGAGAUACGUGGGAACGACUUGCGUGCUGCGUCCUUGUGUGCUGAGACCUUUGGGUGACGGGUGCCCCCGACUGGUCGAGAUUGACUUCGGACGUAUGUCUGUCGAUACGGAUGAUCUGAAGUACUUUCUGAAUGCCAAGAAGAACACCCUAAAGUGCUUACGAAUAAAGUGGUCGGUGGGUGGAACGAGGUGCGUCAUACCGUUGCUGCCGGUAUACCCCGACAGCUUGGAAUGUCUGGAACUUUACGAGUACGACAUAGUCCACGACUCGGCCAGAGAGGCGUUCACUACCGUCGGAAGCUUGAAGAACUUGCGGGAACUCAGGAUGUCCGUCCCCGAUCGAAUACCGCCCGGAACAGCUGCUCUGGCUUUUACGAAUGGAGGACUGCCACAACUGAAAGUGCUGGAUCUACCACACGGAUACGGUGUGGAAGAUAACACAGUAAUUGCCAUCAGCCACGGAUGUCCCGGUUUGCGGCAGCUCUCCGUCACUCACGCUACGAAGCUGUCGCCUGCUGCCUUCUCGGAGAUCAACUGUCUAGAACAUCUUGAAAUACUAGAUGUGACAGGUUGUAGCAGACUCGGCGGAGGCCUAUUCCCCUGCCUCGUCGGGCUACCGCGACUUCACACGUUGCGAAUGGGUACCAUGUAUUUCGGUACCACGUAUUUUACAGAGUUGCAGCCAGGUGUGAGCAGCAUCCUCAAAUUGUCAGGAUUGCGCUGUCUGACAUUCGAUUAUUCGGAUGUUACUGGAGUGCCUUUUGAUAAGUUUCCGGAUAAUCUCGUCAGUCUCAGGGAGCUGAGUGUCGAAGGGUGCCAAGGUGACCCCAGAGCCACAGACGGGCUGACCGAGCAGAUGCCCAAUCUCGUAAUCCGCGGCACGAUCCACGCUGAGCUACAGCCUUUCUACUUCGAGGCACUCGAGGAUGUAGGGCCCGGCGAAGCAGACGAAGCGGUGGACGACCGUUCGGAGAGUGACGAAGACGGCGACAGUGAUAGUAGCGUCGGCGGCAGUGACAGUGAGAGAGGUUGAGAGCACUAUAUCUGUAUGUAUAAAAAUGAUGUGAAAUUUAUAGGAAAGUACAAUUCUCGGUACUUGUCAACAUAAGCGGAAACUGUUUUGAAGGAAUAUAACAAAUAAUUUUAGAAAUGUGUAGAAGAAACAGUAAUGUUGUUUGAGUACCUGCUGUAAUAAUCUGCAAUAAUGUUUGAUUCUUGUUGUAACAACAAUGGAUUCACAAUGAAACAAAUUUUUUAAAUGAUAAAAUGGCUACACAGAUCAGGUAGCAAUUCAUAAAUAGCACUGACAAUGUUUUUUUGCAGUAAGUCGAAUUUAAAAACUUCUUUGUUUUUAUAAACCUGUGAAACAAUAAUAAAUGAGGACUGCUACCUUGUUAUUUUAAGUGUUAAUUAUAUUUAUCAGGAUACUGCUAGAUACCAUUUUUAAAUAUUAAAUUUCAUUUGGAGGAACCACUUUGUGAUUAAAAUACAUGACAGACUCUUUUACGAAUGAACCACACAUCACUAGUGUAAUACUGUACAGCAUUUAUUAUUUGUUACACAAACCAGUUUUUGGCUGAUAAGUCACUGUCGGGUAUGAAGAUAAGUAAGUGGUAAAGUGAAAUUGGUUGGAUCAAAGAUUUUGAAGUAGUGCAUCUAAAGAGUAUUUCUGUUUCCAGAGGUGAAAAAUAUUAAUGUUACAAGA